Acanthaster planci (crown-of-thorns starfish) is the source of this 4612-nucleotide messenger RNA. RefSeq lists its product as uncharacterized. The record is from RefSeq and is a predicted model, not a curated record. NCBI's taxonomy places the organism in Eukaryota, Metazoa, Echinodermata, Asteroidea, Valvatida, Acanthasteridae.
UUGCCGGCAAAUGUGGACGUUCGCCAAAAUACACACCUUCAAACUGGGGACACCCAGGAAUCGGGGACGUCCCCGAUUAAAAUCAAUAUAUUUUCAGGGAAAAAAUGAUCAAAUGAGGGCGCUGUAAAAAUAUUUACGUGAAUCUGCCGAAGUCCGCGUUUUGAUACUGUCGCGGUAACCAUCGGGGUGCGCGCUGAAGGUAUCGGGUGAUAUUCAAAGUGUUUUAUUGUUUUGAUUUUUCAAAAACCCCCUCUGGUGGCAGCUCUGCGUUAAACCGUGUAUGCGCAUGCGCGCAUUAUGCGGAGACGAAUUCAUGAUGGAGUCCGCGGUUUGUCGAGAAAAUUUGUGCAGAUGUAUUACAUUUCGGCGCGUAUGGCAUGGAAAAUGUGUCAACCUAGUCCACAGUUUGCUGUAUUUAUACCAUCCAUCCGCAUCGAUUGUCCACAGUUCGCACGUGGCCAACAGGUCUACAUGCCGAAAGGUUUACAUGUACCAACAUGGCCUUUCAAAAAAGACCAAGAGUGUCCCCAUAUCAAGCUGCAAACAAAUGGUGUGCGCUUUCUGAAGACCAGGAGGGGUUUGAAAAAAGAUUUGUCAGUGCACAUAUAGGCCAUGGCAUCUUUACGACCAAGCCCUUUGGUAAAGGCCAAUUUCUUUUGGAGUAUAGGGGCUCCUUAGCACCGUCUAAAGAGGAGGACGAUAACACAUUCCAAUUCCACUUCAAACACAAUAAUGUAACCUACAGCAUUGAUGCUUUCGACAGUACAUGCCUGGCAAGGUGGAUAAAUGAUGACUGGAAAACCCCCAACUGCAUCAUGAAGAAGAUGGUGUUCCAUGAUCGGACACCUCACCUGUGUCUCUUCAGUUUGUGUGACAUUGAUGUUGAUGAGGAACUGCGUUAUGACUAUGGAGUGGCUGAUUUACCCUGGAGAAAUGAGUCAGUGCAGCCAACAUCCAGUAUCCAUCAGACAGCCAAUGACAGUUCAUCAGAAAAUCAGAGAAUCCAUGACAGUGGCGAUGACUCAUUGGGUGCACAGGAAAUAUCACGGCCAGCUUCUGGUUUCCAUCAGAAAGCAGAAAUCUCACAGGAAACUCCCAGUAUCCAUCACACUAUAGCAAGCUCAUUAGAAACACAGGAGUCAGUGCAGCCAACAUCCAGUAUCCAUCAGACAGCCAAUGACAGUUCAUCAGAAAAUCAGAGAAUCCAUGACAGUGGCGAUGACUCAUUGGGUGCACAGUUUUCAAAGAUGAGGACAGUUAGUGAUUCUGCUUCUGAAAACCCUCUGACUUCAGAUGACGAAGAUAACUCUGAUACAUCCUACAAACCAUCAGAAGAUGAGGAAUCCAGUGGAUUUGUCCCUGAAUCUUCAGAUGAGGAGCUUUCAUGCCCAGCAAGCCCCAUUCUAAUUCCCAGAGGGAAUUACCCUCCCCCUGCUCAAGGUGACCAUGAAUUGGAAGAUGCUGGGCACAGCAGUACUUAUAAAUUGAGGGCAGAUACCAUGUCAGAACCAACUUCAAGUUCACAUCAGGCUUACAAAACAACAUCAAGUGCUGAUAACUCACACAUCCAGGUGCUGACCACUUCCAAUCAAGAUGGUCGUGUCUAUGAUAAACCUCAAUAUUGUCCAUUUUGUUGUCUGCCACAGAAAAAACUACCUCGUCAUUUAAAAACACCCCAGCAUAAAGAUGAAGCUGCCGUCCAGGAAUGGCAAGAAACAGUGGGAAAAAAGCAAAAGGAAAUACAACUCACGCUUCUGCGUAACUAUGGGAACUUUUUGCACAAUAGUUCGGUGUUGCAAGAAGGAAAAGGCACUCUGAUUGUUGUAUAUCGCCCCACUCAUGAAGUCAACCCCUAUGAUUACCUCCCGUGCCAAGAAUGUUAUGGCUACUAUGCAAAGAGCGACCUAUGGAAGCACAGGUGCUGCAAGAAAAGUUCCGAAGAAUCUGAUACUAGCCAGUCAGACACAAGCAGAAAGAAGAAGCGAUAUGGAUUGGUUAAAGCCAGUAGAAUGAUGCUUCCAGUAGCACCAGGUGUGUCUAAGCGGACUCAUGAGAUCAUGAGCAAAAUGAAGAGCGACAGUAUCGCACGUGUGGCCAGAUCAGACCCUCUGAUAAGAAAAUUUGCAGAAAAACUAACAAUGAAACAUGGCCAUUGCAGGGAUCAAGAAGGCUACAUCAGACAGCGAAUCAGGGAACUCUCUAGAUUAAUUCUUGAGUACAGAGUACUUACUGGUGAAAAGAAUGCAGAGUUGACUGAUCUCAUCUACCCCCCGAAAUUUGAGAGUGUGACACAUGCCACAAGAAUAGCAGCUGGAUUUAAUGAAGAUACAAACUUAUAUACAACGCCAAGCCUUGCUCUAAAGAUUGGUCACAGCCUCAAAAUCUGCACUGAUAUUCUGAAGGGAGAAGCACUGAUUUCAGGGGAUGAAUUCACCCAGAAAAGGUGUAAAGGAUUCCUGUCAUUGUACGAUCUCAACUGGGAAGAAAAAGUGAGUCAUCAUGCAUUGCGAAGCCUAAAUGAGACAAAGCGGAACAACCCAAAGCUACUUCCCCUGACCCAAGAUGUUGUGAAGCUGUCAAAAUACCUCAAGGAGCAAGUCAAAGCAUCACAAGAAGAGUUAGAGAGAGCAAAUGGUCCAGAAAUAUCAAAAGCCUGGAGGAAGCUUGCUGAGGCUCUGCUGGCUCAAGUCGUAGUCUUCAAUCGCAAGCGUCCAGGGGAAGUUUCUAAAAUGUCCCUUGAAGACUAUUGCAAAUGCUCUAGUGGGGAAGUGUGCAUUUUGGAUGGUGCUCUGUCAGAAUUCGAAAAAGCCUUGUGCCGGGUGUUGUGGAGAGUAGAAAUCAUCGGGAAGCGCUCCAGAACAGUUGCUGUUCUGCUGACAGCAGACAUGAAGAAGGCAAUGGACACUUUAACAGCCAAACGAUCUAGUGCACAUAUCAGUGAAGACAAUGUGUACUUGUUUGCUCUGUCUGGGGAGGGACACAUAAGAGCAUGUGAUUGUCUUCGUGAAUCUUCUGUUCAGUGUGGAGCAGAACAUCCCGAGUAUCUGAGAGCAACACGCCUGAGAAAGCAAAUAGCCACAGUGUCCCAGAUCAUGAAUCUGAAAGAGAAUGAGUUAGAUGUAUUGGCCAACUUCUUAGGUCACGAUAUUCGGACCCAUCGGCAGUACUACAGAUUACCAAAUUCAACACUUCAGGUAGCAAAAGUCUCCAAAGUUCUCAUGAAAAUGGAAAGAGGGGAUAUGAAGGGCUUGGCUGGAAAGAGCCUUGCUGAUGUGGAUAUCCACCCAAGUGAAGAGUACAUCACUGAUGCAGAAUCUGAUGAGUCUGACUCUGAAGCUGAAGAUAAAGUUCCAGAUGUGUUGCCUCCCAAGCCGAAAGAUGGAAAAGGUAAAACAAAAUUUUUUUAUUAGAUUGAGAGUUGUAAUCGAAGUUUAAAUUGUUCCAUCGUAAGAAGUGUUUUUGUUCACCCACAAAAUGAAGUUUUGCACAAGGUUUGCAUAUUUAUUGGCCAUUGGACUCACUGCUUUUUUAAUCUUGAAUACAUGCAUAUGGUUGGUUUUCCUUGAGUGUUCACUGCAGGGUUUGUUGGAGCUGGGGGGUCUACAUUCCCUUGGUUCUUUUUGUCACCAUUAAUUCUAUUUGUUUUUUAUUAUACAGUCCAUUAUUACAUUGUGAUACAUCAUACAAUUUUUUUUUAAUAACUCCAUGUGUGUAGUUUUUUAAUAGAUUUCCUCAAUGGUGCAUGUGUAUAAGAAUGUUUUUAGUUCAUGUGCUGUAUGUUUUAAUGUAACUUAAUUCAGUUGUGUAUUAUUCUUGACUAUUUUAAUAUUGUUGCAUGGCCCAUUGAAACUCAGCUGUUUUUUUAGAUGAAAUGGCUACCAUCUGUAAAUAAAUAUAUUAUUACUGCAAAAAACACCCCUUCCGUAAAAAAAGUUGUUUACAAUGGCUGGGCUGAAGCUUAGAGUCUUUUAUUAAUUGCUCUAUUCUUUUUGAAUCACUAGAAGCACGUCUUCUUGCUGGGUCCUUGGAUUACUUGAAUUAACUCAUUAAUAGUCAGACAUCUCUGUGGUAUCCAAUGGCAUUUUCAGCGUGUAAUUAUGACAGAACUGUUGUGAAAUCACGUGCCCAUAUUGUUGUGGUUAAGGAUUCUACCUCAGAGGAAAAAAAAUUGGGUUGACUUUUUGCUCCUGUUAGAGGGUACAUGUGCAUGUAUACCACCACUUGCGUUUUGGCCUUCAAUGGCUUUUCCCACUUGUUUUAUUCAUAAAUACCAGAGAUAGUUUCCCAUUCAACAAUGCACAACAUGACUAUGUGUUAAUAUUUGAUAACACGUUUAAAAACGCACUGGCGCGUGGAUACAUGACAACUUAAUCCAUUCCUAUCCGGUUGUGACGUUACUUCAGCUAAAACUAUACCCACUGCAAAUAGAGUUACAUGGAACCAUGGAACCGGAAUAAUGCAGAACUUUAAUGUUCAUCUACUGAACAUGAGUUGAGCGUCCGCAUGUAUGAUGAAGUCAUGAACUGCUCAAGAGAAGGUGUUCCAUGGCAUGCAAAACUGGCAAUAUGUGUGCGUAAUCCAUUGAAAGGGUCUCUUUUUGGCUGCUUGGAAA